AUGAAGGAACCAUGGACAGAAGCACAGUACGAAGCAGCCCUUGCACGACUGGAAGCCCUCACCGAUAAGCUGACCGCACUACGAACGACUAUCCCGAGCAUCAUCUCUCCACUCACACGACCCGCCACCACAAAACCCGCUGCGUUUGCUGGACUGAAGAAGGCCGCCAUCGGAGCCGUCACUGGAGUUCAGGAUCUCAGGCGGGAGUGGGAGAGCGAUGGAAUGCAGGACAUGUUAAAGAAGUCAAAUGAGAGUUAUGAAAAGGACCCUAAUCUGGGCCCUGCUGCUGAUGUGCCGGCGUGGGGCUGGGUGAAAGAGGGAGAAGAGAAGAAAGAAGACGGGCAGCUUCAAGCACAACAACCUGAAGUCAAGAAGGAGGAUGGUGUCGCUGGAUGA
Aureobasidium musti is the source of this 396-nucleotide messenger RNA. The record is from the annotation of a GenBank genome assembly. NCBI's taxonomy places the organism in Eukaryota, Fungi, Ascomycota, Dothideomycetes, Dothideales, Saccotheciaceae.